GCUGCUGAAGGUGGAUCCUCAAGCUGGAGACUCAUGGGGGAACUUAGGCUUAACCACAUUAUUUUCUCCUUUUUUGGCUUAAUUCUUGUUAAAUACCAGAGUAAAUAGAUCGUGUCCAGCAGCGCUUCACCUCCUCCUGCAGCCGUUCGUCAGGGGUUUCCUCCAGGCAGGAAACAGUCCACGGUGGAAAUUCAGUGGAAACCGAUGCUGCUGAUGCUGGCUGGUAAAGCAGGAAGUUAUAACGAUGAAAGAAACAACAGCUGAUUUAUUUUAUACAUAUUUGUCACAGCUGCUGGGUGCAAAGGUCUUUGCUCGGACUCCUUCCUUCACUGUUGUUCUGUAACGCCACCCCUGGAAACAGCUGAUCUGCAGCUUGAAGGCGGGUCUGAACAACAUGAGCUGAACACUGAGAGCUGACAGCCUCCUACUCUGCACAGACACGUGAUUUGUAGAUCAGAGCUCAGACUAGUUUCAUGUUUGAGGAAGUAAAACUGUCUCAGUCUCAGUUAUCCAGAGGUGAAAUGGCGCAGAAAGGAGCUCAGCUGGACCAGGAAACCUUUUCUUGUUCGAUCUGUUUGGAGGUUUUAAAGGAUCCGGUGACUAUUCCCUGUGGACACAGUUACUGUAUGAACUGUAUUAAAACCUACUGGGAUGAAGGAGAGAAGAAACUCCCCAGCUGUCCUCAGUGUAGAGAGACAUUUACACAGAGGCCUGUGCUGGUGAAAAACACCAUGUUUGCUGCUUUAUUAGAACAGAUGAAGAAGACUGGACUCCAAGCUGCUCCUGCUGAUCACUGCUAUGCUGGACCUGAAGAUGUGGCCUGUGAUUUCUGCUCUGGAAGAAAACUGAAAGCCAUCAAGUCCUGUUUAGUCUGUCUGGCCUCUUACUGCGAGAAUCACCUUCAACCUCAUCAUGAUGUGGCUCCAUUAAAGAAACACAAGCUGGCGGAUCCCUCCAAGAACCUGCAGGACAACAUCUGCCCCCGUCACGGUGAGGUGAUGAAGAUGUUCUGUCGUACUGAUCAGAAGUGCAUCUGUUAUCUCUGCCCCGUGGAUGAACAUAAAGGCCACGACACAGUCUCAGCUGCAGCAGAAAGGAAUGAGAGGCAGAGAGAGAUGGAGGUGAGUCGACAACAAAUCCAGCAGGAGAUCCAGGACAGAGAGAAAGAUGUGAAGCUGCUUCAGCAGGAGGUGGAGGCCAUCAAUCAGUCUGCUGAUAAAACAGUGGAGGACAGUGAGGAGAUCUUCACUGAGCUGAUCUCUCUCAUCCAGAAGAGAAGCUCUGAUGUGAAGCAGCAGAUCAGAUCCCAGCAGAAAACUGAAGUGAGGAGAGUCAGAGAGCUUGAGGAGAAGCUGCAGCAGGAGAUCACUGACCUGAAGAGGAGAGACAUUGAGAUGAAGCAGCUCUCAGACACCGAGGACCACAACCAGUUUCUCCACAACUACCUCUCACUGUCACCACUCAGUGAGUCCACACCCUCCUCCAGCAUCAGCAUCCGUCCUCUCAGGUACUUUGAGGAUGUGACAGCAGCUGUGUCAGAGGUCAGAGGUCGACUACAGGACAUCCUGAGAGACAUGUGGACAAACGUCUCACUGACCAUCACUGAUGUUUUACUGUCAGAAUCAGAACCAAAGAGCAGAGCUGGAUUCUUGAAAUAUUCAUGUGAAAUCACUCUGGAUCCAAACACAGCACACACACAGCUGUUACUGUCAGAGGAGAACAGAAAGGUGACUUUUAUGAAGAAACAUCAGUCUUAUUCUAGUCAUCCAGACAGAUUCACUUCAUAUCGUCAGGUCCUGAGUAGAGAGAGUCUGACUGGACGUCAUUACUGGGAGGUGGAGAAGAAAGCAGAUAGAGUUUUUGUAGCAGUUUCAUACAAGAAUAUCAGCAGAUCAGGGGGGUGGAAGGAAAGUGGAUUUGGAGGAAAUUACAAAUCUUGGUCACUAUAUUGCUACUCAAACAGUUAUGAAUUUGGUCACAACAACAUCAAAACCUCCAUCUCAGGUCCUCAGAGCUCCAGAAUAGGAGUUUACCUGGAUCACAGAGCAGGUGUUCUGUCCUUCUACAGCGUCUCUGAAACCAUGACCCUCCUCCACAGAGUCCAGACCACCUUCUCUCAGCCGCUCUACGCUGGAGUUUGGGUUGGUGACACUUCUGGACACUCAGCUGAGUUCUGUAAACUCAAAUAG
Molecule: messenger RNA, 2189 nt
Organism: Cololabis saira (Pacific saury)
Lineage: Eukaryota; Metazoa; Chordata; Actinopteri; Beloniformes; Belonidae
Product: tripartite motif-containing protein 16-like
Exons: 2
Coding region: 474-2189 (571 amino acids)
Molecular function (GO): protein binding; zinc ion binding
Source: RefSeq, a predicted model, not a curated record